Apis laboriosa (Himalayan honeybee) is the source of this 1082-nucleotide messenger RNA. RefSeq lists its product as uncharacterized. NCBI's taxonomy places the organism in Eukaryota, Metazoa, Arthropoda, Insecta, Hymenoptera, Apidae. The record is from RefSeq and is a predicted model, not a curated record.
AUGCUACGAACAAUGUUAAUAUCCUUCAGUUUCUUCAAAACGACAAUACGACACGCCCUCAAGAAUUACUCUCUUUUGAUAAUUCUAAUUUCUUCGAAGAUGCUGCUUAAUCUUCAAAAUCUCAUCUUACUCUUAUUUUCUUCAAUGGCGAUUGUUAGAAGCAGUCCAAAAUUUGAUGAUGGAGGAUUUAUACCGAGUUCCAUGAUUUAUAUGGAUAAAAGUGCAAAGUCCCAGGAUCAACUUGCUAUGCCUUCUCAAGCAGAGCUUCGUAAUGAGACUUCAGCGAAACGAAAUGACAUGGACAAUAACGAUAUCACGGAUCGCAGUCAAGAACCUCGAUUCAGUUUCACAAAUCUUGGUAGCACAGGAAGCGGUUACGGAAUAUCAACGUAUGCUCCGGCAAAAAUAGAUUUAGGAGGAUUAUUCUUGGGUGCUAUUAUAGGAAUAGGUUCCAUCCUCAUUAUUCCUAAACUGCUCUACGUCCUUUCUGGUACUUAUGGUCAUUAUGCAAGAAGUGAAGAAAGCGGCUUCACUCAAAUAAUGACAAAAAUGGAUGAUGUCCUGGCCCAUCAUGGUAUCGAUACAACAUCCUGCAUGCAACGAAUCGUGUGUACUUAUUCGCAACAAGCUUCUUCAUCUGUUAAAGAGGCCAAUAAAUUAAAUAACGAUGAAAAAAUUUCGUCCUUUGACCGUGUGAUUGAUACGAUUACGACGAAUCAAGUUUUCCGUACAACUAUGGAAGGAACCGCGAUACAGGAGGCAGUGGAAGCAGGGAGAGCUGGUCGAAAUUGUUCGCGAAUUUAUCCUCAUUGCGGAUUCUCCAUGGAAACUAUGUUAUCCCUUUUAUCAAACGUAAUUACUACAAUCGCCGCAAUUAACACAGGAAAUUCCACGCCUACAGGAACUGGGACUUUAUAAUAUAUAAUAAUGUCAGAGGUCAAAGAUUUUAAUGAUAUGAAUAUUCUAAUUCGAUUAAAAUAUAAUGAAUUUUCAGAAGCGUAUGUUUUUAAACAAACAGAAUGAUAAUGAAAAUCAAUGCUAUAUUACAGAUGAUAUUAUAUAAAAAUAUUUAUAUAUAGUUC